AACGGGCUCCAGUUGCGAUUGCCCAUUUGCAUCACACCAGGAUUUCGGUUAUGGCUGCGAGGAGGCCAGAAUGUUCAUCCGAAGCCGUGCCUCGGAUAAGGCUGGCGAGCAGGAGGUUGCUGCAUUGCCAACUUGUGUUGAUGCGACUAUAAAGCGCCGCCGCUCCUCGCCUGCUUCCUUUCGACGCCAUCAGUCCUCCACUGGAUUCUCUUUGCAGCAACAAUAACUUUAGAUCUGGCUAUAUUCCUCUGUUCAAGGACAAUAGGGAAGCAAAGGACAGCACAUCGUAUAGUAUCAGAUAAUUUCACCUCCGCUUCGCCAAUAUGAGCAUCUUCGGCCCGCCCCCAGCUCCCAAGAGCCCGCUCAACCGCUAUCGGUUGCUGUCGCCAACUGCCUCUGUGAGAGUCAGCCCUCUCUGCUUGGGGGCCAUGAAUUUCGGCUCAGCAUGGAAGGAUUUCAUGGGAGAGUGCGACAAGGCAGCUUCAGAAUCCAUCUUGGACUUUUUUUACGAACAGGGAGGCAACUUCAUUGAUACGUCAAACAACUAUCAGUACGAGGAGUCUGAGACAAUCAUUGGCGACUGGAUGAAGAAACGUGGAAACCGCCAUGAGAUGGUUAUCGCGACCAAAUUCACCACCUGUUAUAAGAUGGGGCCUAACCGUCCCCAUAUCGCUGCCAACUACACUGGAAAUGGAACCAAAAGUCUAAACGCCUCUGUUGAAGCCAGUCUGAAGAAGCUGCAAACCGACUAUAUCGACUUGCUAUAUGUGCACUGGUGGGACUAUGCCACCUCUAUCCCUGAGCUGAUGCAGUCUUUGAACAGCCUCGUUGUGGCUGGAAAAGUGCUGUAUCUGGGAAUCAGUGAUGCUCCCGCCUGGGUUGUGAGCAAGGCGAAUGAGUACGCCCGAAACCACGGCUUCCGCCAGUUUUCCGUUUACCAAGGACGUUGGUCCGCAGCUUCUCGUGAUUUUGAGCGCGACAUAAUCCCCAUGUGCAGAGAUGAGGGAAUGGCUCUCGCCCCCUGGGGAGCGCUGGGUGGAGGCAAGUUCAAGACCGAGGAGCAGCGCAAAGCCGACGUGGGACGCAAGGUCGAAGCCAGCGAGGUCGAUAUCCAAGUCAGCAAGGUGCUUGAGAAGAUUGCUACUCGUAAAAACACGGUGAUUACGAGCGUCGCGCUGGCCUAUGUUGUUCAAAAGACUCCCUACGUAUUCCCCAUUGUUGGUGGAAGGACGGUGGACCAUCUCAAGAAUAACAUCGAAGCUCUCACCCUGCAGCUAACUGAGGAGGACAUUGAAGAAAUCGAAAGCGCGUACCCCUUUGAUCUCGGGUUCCCCAACAACAUGCUCUGGGGCAAGAAAUUCAAUGGGUCUCAACAGAAGAUCUGGCUGCUUGAAUCCGCCGCUCACUUUGAAUAUAUCCCUGAACCCAAGCCCAUUACGCCGUCCAAGGUGGGAGAGUAGAGCACCCGCUUUAGAACGUCGUGUUGGAGAUGGCUGCCAAGUCGCCAAUCGCAUCAGCAGAGACAUUACGAGCAUGAAAUGCAUGCGGCUACUGGCUGGUGAGCUGCAAAAGUGAAAAUCAAG
Messenger RNA from Trichoderma asperellum CBS 433.97, 1583 nucleotides. The record is from RefSeq and is a predicted model, not a curated record. Lineage: Eukaryota; Fungi; Ascomycota; Sordariomycetes; Hypocreales; Hypocreaceae.